ACAUUUCAGCAGGUGUAAACCCAACCAGGCGACCAACCUUCCAAAACCAAGAGAAAAUCGAAAAGAAAAAAAGAACGCAUCUUUCCUGCCUUUCCUCCUCCCAAAGCUCCAAAUCGCGCCCCGCCCCCCAAAUCCACGAGCACCAGCGAUCGCCGUCAUCCUCCGCCAUGAUCCGGUUCAUCCUGCUGCAGAAUCGGCAGGGGAAGACGCGGCUGGCCAAGUACUACGUCCCGCUCGAGGACUCGGAGAAGCACAAGGUCGAGUACGAGGUGCAUCGGCUGGUGGUCAACCGGGAUCCCAAGUUCACCAACUUCGUUGAGUUCCGGACGCAUAAAGUUAUAUACAGGCGAUAUGCAGGACUGUUUUUCUCAAUGUGUGUGGAUAUCACUGACAAUGAGUUGGCAUACUUGGAAUGCAUCCACUUGUUUGUCGAGAUAUUAGAUCAUUUCUUCAGCAAUGUGUGUGAACUCGACUUAGUAUUUAAUUUCCACAAGGUUUAUUUGAUAUUGGAUGAGUUUAUUCUCGCUGGAGAACUUCAAGAGACAAGCAAAAGGGCAAUAAUAGAGCGAAUGGGUGAGCUUGAGAAGCUGGAAUAAGAAGAAACGGUGUACACUAGCGUACAUGGGCAGAUGAUCAAGAGUGUUGCCAUCUCUUUCUCUGCCGUGCCAAGACAUUGCUCUGCAUUUUGUACAAUUCUUUGUAGCUAUUGUGUUAUACCUAGCUCACCUACAUUUUCACCGGCUGUUCAUCUGUGUAAGUCUCCUUUGUUGCUUGGUGAGGCUACUACACACUGCUAGAUUGUUCUGUUGAUUACCAUGGAAUCAGUCAUCUUUGUGCAUUUGCUUGAAGUAAUCAUCAUUAUAGCAAUCUCUUUUUUUUCACCUGUCUGAUUGGGAGUCUGAUCUUUUGAUGCUGAAUCAAUAAUAUGACUGUUUUAAGCAA
Oryza sativa Japonica Group (Japanese rice) is the source of this 942-nucleotide messenger RNA. RefSeq names its product AP-2 complex subunit sigma. Gene Ontology annotation, biological process: protein transport; clathrin-dependent endocytosis. Gene Ontology annotation, molecular function: clathrin-cargo adaptor activity. Gene Ontology annotation, cellular component: intracellular membrane-bounded organelle; AP-2 adaptor complex. NCBI's taxonomy places the organism in Eukaryota, Viridiplantae, Streptophyta, Magnoliopsida, Poales, Poaceae. The record is from RefSeq and is a predicted model, not a curated record.